AUGCUUGCACCUACUGUGAUGCCUGCGCCUGCUGCGAUAUCACACGCGAAGUCUACAGUGGUGCCUGCCUUUGCGAAGCCUGCCACCAUUGCCCUAGGGCUACCUAUGUAUGCCGCUGCAAUGAAGCCUAUCACCGUUGCCCUAGGGCCACCUAUGUUUGUCGUCGCCGCUGCCCUAUGGCAGUCUGUUGCAGCGAAACCGACUGUCCAGCUCCCUGUAUCCCCUAUAACGACUGGUGAGACUGCUUUGCCUAGCUCUAUGGCUAUGAAUGGGGGCUCUACGGGGGUCCUACCUGGUGCUGUUUCUACGAGGGUCUCUUCUAAGGAUGGAAAUACGGUGCUAUCAAUGCCCUCUACUGAUGAACGAGAUGCCUAUGGCUUGAGGCCUAUGGCUGUUCCUCAGGCUGAUGAGCCUCUGGUUGCUGCCUCUGUUCCUCAGGAAUGUCUGGAUGCUUUAGACCCUCCCACGUCCCAGAUUACUACUGGAUCUUCUGCUGUCCCUACCUCUGUUGUUCCUGUAUCUCAGGCUGCUGGAUCUUCUGCUGUCCCUACCUCUGUUAUUCCUGCAUCUCAGAUGGUUGGAUCUUCUACUAUCCCUGCCUCUGUUGUUCCUGCCUCUCUGGAUGCUAGCUCUAUUCCUCCUGAUUAUGGGAGAUCCUCUCUUUUGGAUCCUUCCUCUUGGCAAAAGGAAUGUAUCUGA
Messenger RNA from Cryptomeria japonica (Japanese cedar), 699 nucleotides. RefSeq lists its product as uncharacterized. The transcript is spliced from 3 exons. NCBI's taxonomy places the organism in Eukaryota, Viridiplantae, Streptophyta, Pinopsida, Cupressales, Cupressaceae. Bases 1 to 699 code for a protein of 232 amino acids. The record is from RefSeq and is a predicted model, not a curated record.